UCCUACCCCAGUGUAUGCGCGCUUCGUCUGCGCGCCAGGCACGCGCUCCGCGCGCACUCCAGCCACCUUCAUAAGGCACGCGACGGCCCCUGCGAGUUUGCUCCUGCAGUCAUCCUGCCACCCCGGAGUGUUCACAAUGUCACCGGGGCGCAGGCAUACCUGUCCUGUGAGGUGAGGGCCGUGCCCACCCCAGCCAUCACAUGGAGGAAGGUCACACACUCCCCUGAUGGUACUGAGGUGCUGGAGGAGUUACCUGGGGACCACGCCAAUAUAGCUGUCCAGGUGCGAGCUUCCAACCACGAGGCCACAGCCUGGAUUUUGAUCAACCCUCUGAAAAAGGAAGACGAAGGAGUGUACCAGUGUCAUGCGACCAACAUGGUCGGGGAGGCCAGGUCCCACGGCACAGUGACCGUCCUGGAUCUGAAUAGAUACAGAAGCUCCCUCUCCCCGGCUCCAGCAGGCCUCCUGUGAUGGGGGUCUCCAAGACAUUGAUCACGGGAUGAUGGAGAAGUCCAGCCACGGAUCUUGUUGUUUGGGAAGACUAAGGAAAAAACUGUGUCUGUAGAUAACCCCUUUUGUAUGUUUUUUAAAAUUGGAUGCAAACUAGAUUCAUAUGCAGAUGUAGUUUUUAGCAGGGCGGACAGUGGGGAAACAGAGGUGCAUGUAGCUUUUUUUACACUUUGGGAAUGAAUCCUUUUGUAACUGUUCCCUCCCAGGGAAAAGCAUUUGUCAUUCAAAAAGUAUUUGUCAUUCUAAAGGGCUCACAACAAGGCAUGUGUCCACUGUGACUCUUUACCUCAUGAGUCUGUGACUGAUAAGUGGGCACUCUGUGACUUAGUGUGUGAUACAGAAGGAGAGAAGAGGGCCUUGGCUCUCCUUGGCCUGCUGCAUGACCUGGACAGGUCCUUUCCCCUCUCUGGACCUUGGUCUCUCCACCUGUGAUUGUGACAUUUGGACUAGAUACUACUCACCAGGGCCCCUUCUAGCCCUUCCAUCUUAGAGCAAGAUGGUCCCAUGCAAAAAAAAAAAAAUAUAUAGAAUCACCUCAAAUUUGCCUUGUCAAAAUUAGACAGCAGGAUGUAGACCCAGAAAAUAGGGCGGCUGGAGCCCCAUGGUGGAAGUGCCAAGUAUCCUGACCGCAUGGGGCUGGGUUUAACAGUAUAUCUACGUGCAAACAUGAAUAAAAUAAUAAAUGCUGCAUUGUCUGAAAUUUUCACCAAGACCCAAAAAAAAAGCAGAUUAAUAUGAUUAUCCAACUUAAUGGCUUGUCACCUGGGAGAGCCCCAAACCUCUUCUCAGACCUAGAACAUGAAGCAUGAUCCCCUCCCCCAGCCCUCCUGUCAAGCCUGUUUUCUACCCAUAUUUUCAUAGAUGCCAUGAUGUCCCAAUUCCUGCACCCUGAAAAUAAAUGUUUUCAAGGAUG
Molecule: messenger RNA, 1423 nt
Organism: Ictidomys tridecemlineatus (thirteen-lined ground squirrel)
Lineage: Eukaryota; Metazoa; Chordata; Mammalia; Rodentia; Sciuridae
Gene: Igfbpl1
Product: insulin like growth factor binding protein like 1
Biological process (GO): regulation of cell growth; regulation of signal transduction
Cellular component (GO): extracellular region
Molecular function (GO): insulin-like growth factor binding
Source: RefSeq, a predicted model, not a curated record